Molecule: messenger RNA, 579 nt
Organism: Protopolystoma xenopodis
Lineage: Eukaryota; Metazoa; Platyhelminthes; Monogenea; Polystomatidea; Polystomatidae
Source: the annotation of a GenBank genome assembly
UUGAUAGGAGAUUCUGGGGUUGGCAAAACCUGUCUUUUAUUUAGAUUUACCGAUGACACAUUUUCUUCCUCGUUUAUUUCUACUAUUGGAAUAGAUUUCAAAAUAAAGACUAUUGAGAUUGAUGGGAAAACUAUUAAAUUACAAAUCUGGGACACAGCCGGACAAGAGCGAUUCCAAACCAUUACCCAAUCAUAUUAUCGCGGUGCGCGCGGCAUAAUGCUAGUAUAUGACAUCACAAAUAGAAGGAGUUAUGAGAAUAUUGAUAAGUGGAUGACUAAUAUACGAAUGCUUGCCUCCUCUGAAGUGGAAACCUUGGUAGUCGGCAAUAAGAGCGACCUGGAAGAGCAGAGGUGUGUUUCCUACGAUGAGGGUGCAGAGCUGGCCGCCAAGCAUAACGUUCCUUUUCUUGAAACUAGUUCAAAAGGAGGCAUUAACGUUGAUGACGCAUUUCGCAAGCUCUCUAGGGCGAUUUUAUGGCAAACACCAAGCAAAGAAACCGAAACGCAGAGUCCUAUAUCUGGACAUCUCCUCAAUCAGUCUUCUACAUUUCCUCUUCCGACAUAUUGCUGUAAACAGUAG